Rangifer tarandus platyrhynchus (Svalbard reindeer) is the source of this 663-nucleotide messenger RNA. Lineage: Eukaryota; Metazoa; Chordata; Mammalia; Artiodactyla; Cervidae. The record is from the annotation of a GenBank genome assembly.
AUGGGGAGAGAGGACGAGCGUCCCCUUUUGCACGGACAGAGUGGAGGAAGAUGGGUGGGAGCUGUGGCUGGGUGUGAGAAGGGGGAGAACGAGUGUCCGUACCCGUGGAGCGAGCCGGGCGAGCGGAGAAGCCAGCUUAGGGAGAAGCGCUGGAGCGGCUGGAGUUGGGGGAAGUGUGCGGAGGAGCGGGAGAACAAUGACACACCAACUCCAGCGCGGCUGGUUUUCCGAAAUACUAGUGGGACAGUCUCACUGAGCCACCUUCUCUGCCCUGCCCCCACCCACAUCAGCUUCUCGCGCCCCCCUCCUCAUUCCAGCAGCCCGCAGCAAAAGAGUAAAUUCAAGAUUAAGUUUAAAGAAGAAAACAUCGUAGUCUUAGGGCUGUUUACCCACUUCCUCCGAAAAGGCGUGUGGUAUGACCUGUUGCUGCGAGAGGGGAUACAAAGGUUUCUCAGUGGCUGGCAGGCAGGCUGUGGGAGCCGCCUCCCCCUCCCUCCCCCCUGCCUCCCCAGCGCGGCCGGCGGCGCGGCAGGCCCCGCCCCCUUUCAUGCAAAACCCGCCGGCGAGGCUGGGCUCGAGUGGAGGAGCCGCCGCGCGCUGAUUGGUCGCUGGAAACCCAUUUAUUCCCUGACAGCCCCCGUCACAUGGAUGGUUGUCUAUUAA